GCUUCUUCUCCCUAGUCCGUGUUACACCUCUUCUGCCACAAACGUCACCAUGGUGGUGUCUGCUGGACAUUUAUCCAGGGAGAGGGCGGAGACAAACAUCCUAGAAAUGAACCAGGAAUUGUGCUCCCAGCUGGCAGAGAGCCAGCAGCGGUUCCAAGACCUCAAAGAGAAAUUUCUUGUAAGUCAAGCUACUGCCUACUCUCUGGCCAAGCAGCUGAAGAAAUACAAAUGUGAAGAGUACAAGGACAUCAUAGACUCUGUGCUGAGGGAUGACGGGCAGUUCAUAGAGGAGAAGCUGACAGAGAAGCUCAGGCAAGCUGAGGACGACCUCAGGCAAUAUAAAGCCCUGGUUGACUCUCAGGCAAAGGAGCUGACCCAGUUACGGGAGAAGUUACGGCAACGGAGAGAUGCCUCCCGCUCACUGAAUCAGCAUUUCAAGGCCCUCCUCACUCCUGACCACCUUGAGAAGUCCCAGAGUCAGGACUUCUGAGUGCAGCUGGCUAAGUGGCACAGGCUGGCAGAGCGUUACAUCAACAAGCUCAGCCCAGUUCCAGAAAGUGAUGAAGAGGAGGAUGAAGAUGGUACAGAUGAGGAGAUCCAGAAAGUACAGCAAUCAGCUGCCCCGAGGGAGGUGCAGAACGCUGAGGAAAACGAAGUCCCUCAGGACUCACUGGAGGAAUGUUCUGACCUUUGUUCAAACAGCGACGGCCCUUCUGACUCCAACCAGCCUCACAGGAGCGCCGAAGUCACAUUUGAGGAAGACAAAGUCGUCUCUGCUCUGAUUGUAGACAGUGACAGCUCUCAGGAUGAAUGGGAGGACGCUCUAUGCAUUCUCCCAGGAAAUCAAAGUGAUCAUGAGGAAGAGGAAGGGAAAGCCCCAGUGCCCGAUCGGAACUGACAGUCAGUUGAUCCAGGUGAACUGACCAAACUCAGGCUGACCCAGGAGCUACUAGAGUGGAAGGAGCAGGAAGCCCCGGAAGACUCCCUGGAUGAAAUUUACUUGACUGCUUCAGUUCCGUGUGACCUGUCUGACCGCCACCAGCCUGAUAGCAACACCUUGUCCUCACUGGAGGAUCAGCUCUCAUGCUCUGCUCUGGAUGUAGCCUCUUCCACCCAGGCCGCCUGUCCCCAAGGGACUCGGAGUGGAGACUUGAGCCACCGCCUGUCACAGGUGCAGGUUUCGCAGACACAGCCGGAUCCAAGUACCCUGGUGCCGAGCUGUCAGCGACUACAGCUGGAUCAAGGGUUCGACUGCGGGAAUGGCUUAGCCAGGCGGGGCCUUUCCGCCACCACCUACAGCUUCACAGCCAAUGCUGACUCUGGGAUCCAAUGUUCCUUCCAAGAGCUGGUUUUAGAGCCCUCCGUUGGGAUGAAGAACCCUCCGCAGCUGGAAGAUGAUGCACUUGAAGGCUCAGCAGACAACACACAAGGGGAUCAAGUCAUUGGCAACAUUCGUGCCUCCAGUGUUCUGAAACCAAAGAUGAUUAAAAGAAAACUCCCAUUCAGCAAGUGGAUCCCUUGGCCUUCAUGCUUAGGGUGCAGAGGUAAUCACAUCUAUGGCUCUUAGCUGCACUCACUUCUUCUUUCUCUCUGUCUGUGGUGACAGCUUCUUCUCCUGCUGCUUUUUCUCUUCCAUUUGUUCUCUCCAGCGGCUGCUGUCACCUCUGUCUGGUCUUACCCCAGUGUCCCAUGGGCUCCCACCCUGCCAGGCCCUUUGUGUCCCCGUCUACUCAUUGCUCUGGGGAGUCUGCUCUAUUCCUUCCUCUGCUGUCUUGAGGGUCCCUGUCAUGGCCACAGGAGAGCCGGGCCUCCUUGUCCUCAUCCACAUGCAG
Cebus imitator (Panamanian white-faced capuchin) is the source of this 1832-nucleotide messenger RNA. RefSeq names its product neuroblastoma breakpoint family member 6-like. Lineage: Eukaryota; Metazoa; Chordata; Mammalia; Primates; Cebidae. The record is from RefSeq and is a predicted model, not a curated record. The transcript is spliced from 10 exons.